AUGGGGAAAAAAUGGACAUACUGUGCUGUCUAUUCCAUCAUCCAGAUACAUUUUGUCAGGGAUCUUUGGGAAAACAAUGCAGAAGAAGACAUUUAUGCAUUACCUGGUUCUGAUGUCAACCUGACCUGCCAAAAACAGAAGAAAGGCUUCUUGGUGCAGAUGCAGUGGUCCAAGGUCACUGAUAAGUUGGACCUGAUUACCCUUUAUCAUCCCCAACAUGGCUUUUACUGUGCCAGUGGGAGCCCCUGUGAGUCGCUGGUGGCUUUCAGAGAAGCUCCCAGGAAUGUGUCAAAGUGGACUCUGCACUUAAGGAACAUGUCCUCCUUGCUCACUGGGAAGUAUGAGUGUAGCUUCACUCUGUAUCCAGAGGGCAUUCAGACGAAAAUCUACCACCUACAGAUUCAGACAAAUGUUACACAGGAUGAAUGGAGAAGCAACCAUACAAUAGAAAUAGAGAUAAAUCAGACUCUGGAAAUACCAUGCUUUCAAAAUAUCUCCUUAGAAAUUUCAUCUGAGCUCACCUUCGCAUGGUUGGUGGAGGAUAAUGGAACUCAGGAAACACUGCUCACCCAAUAUCACCCCAUCAGCAAUUCCACGUUAUUUGAAGACAGAGUCAAGCCAGGUACAGAGUGCAGCCUGUACCUCUCUCCAGUCCACAUCCAGAGUGGUGGCCGGAAGUUCUCUUGCCAGGUUGUAGUCAGGUCUGGCAAAAUCUUCCGGCGCUCCACCACGGUCAGGGUUUUUGCUAAGCCAGAAAUCCCCACGAUUGUGGAAAAUAAUUCCAUGGGUGUCUUCGGAGAGAGAAUAUUUACCUGCUCACUGUGGAAUGUAUUUCCCACAGCAAAUCUCACAUGGUUUAUAGAGAGAAGCUUCCCUCAAGGUGAAAGAGAAGAAAUACACAUUACUAAUGAAAAGAGAAAAGACAAAGGAGGAUUUUGGGAACUGAAGUCUGUUUUGACAAGUGUGUAUGAUAAUAAACCGGCCCAGUCAAACAACCUGACCAUCUGGUGUAUGGCUCUGUCUCCAGUCCCUGGAAACAAAGUGUGGAAUAGCUCAUCCGAAAAGAUCACAUUUUCCUUGGGCUCAGUGAACCCUCCAACAGAUUCUCUGCUUGAUGCUACAGAAUCUACCCUUGGCACCCAGCCUUCUCCAGCCAACAGCAUAUCUCCUACAAAUGAAGAUACUGAAGCACAAAGAGGUUAAUAAUUAACUUGCCCAAAGUCGUGCAGAAAGUGAAACAACCUAAACAGUCAGCUGCAAAGCCCGAGUCUUACUGCCUCUGAGAGUACAUGAUGGGUGCUCAAUAAAUGUCGUUAGACAUUGAAUAAAUCCCUUCUAGUGUGAAGCUGGUAUUGCUGCUAUGAAAAGGUUAUCCAGCUCCAUCUUCAACAGCCCUUGUAGAUGUGACUACAUCGACUCCAAACGUCACCCCUCCAAGUGCUCAAACCAGCAAUUACGACCUGACUACCCGAGGCUUCAACUACUCCUGAACCUCCAGUGGGAAAGAUGCCAAAUACUG
Molecule: messenger RNA, 1519 nt
Organism: Balaenoptera ricei (Rice's whale)
Lineage: Eukaryota; Metazoa; Chordata; Mammalia; Artiodactyla; Balaenopteridae
Gene: CD96
Product: CD96 molecule
Exons: 12
Coding region: 1-1203 (400 amino acids)
Biological process (GO): cell-matrix adhesion; inflammatory response
Source: RefSeq, a predicted model, not a curated record